Molecule: messenger RNA, 1074 nt
Organism: Cyphellophora europaea CBS 101466
Lineage: Eukaryota; Fungi; Ascomycota; Eurotiomycetes; Chaetothyriales; Cyphellophoraceae
Exons: 3
Coding region: 1-1074 (357 amino acids)
Molecular function (GO): oxidoreductase activity, acting on NAD(P)H
Source: RefSeq, a predicted model, not a curated record
AUGAAAGCGGUGACGAUUCAGGGCAAGACCGCCCGGGUGGUCCUUGAUCGACCUGUCCCAACUCCUCGCCCGGACCAGCUGCUCGUCAAAGUGAAGGCCGCUGCUCUCAACCCCACCGAUUGGAAACACAUCUUCCGUGGAAUGGCGAGCGAUGGAGGCUUGUCUGGUUGCGAUUAUGCUGGCGUGGUGGUGAAGGUCGGUGACCAGGUCACAAAGUCAUUCAAGGAAGGCGACAGGGUUGCUGGAGUCGCUCACGGCGCCAACGCCAGCAAUAUCAAUGAUGGAGUGUUCGCUGAAUACGCCGUUGUAAAGGGCGACGUCCAGGUUCACAUCCCCGAUUCGCUUUCGUUCGAGUCCGCCUCGACGUUUCCAUUGGGAGUUUCAACGGUCAACCAGGGACUGUAUCAGAAAGCGCUAGGCCUGAAUUUGCCCACCAAUCCAACAGCCAAAAAUGAGUAUGUCUUGAUCUACGGUGGGUCCUCUGCUACUGGCUCUCUGGCCAUCCAAUUUGCAAAGCUCUCUGGCUAUAAGGUCAUCACGACCUGCUCGCCACGCAACUUCUCGUUCGUCGAGUCCCUCGGAGCAGAGAAAGCCUUUGACUAUAAUUCACCCACCUGUGGCAAAGACAUCAACGCCUACACCAACAACGCUUUGCAAUACGCCUGGGACACGAUUUCCUUGGAGCAGUCGGCCAAAAUCUGCGCCGAGGCUUUGUCGAGUGAGCCCCAGGACGCCAAAUUUGGCUCCAUUCUCCCAGUCAAGUUACCAAGAGACGACGUCAAAGAGACGGUGACACUCAUGUACACUAUCUUCAACGAGGAAUUCGUCAAAGGAGGCCGGACAACGCCCGCUAGCCCCGACGAUUUCGAGUCAGCGAAGAAUAUCUUCAACAUCACAGAGAAACUACUUGCGGACAGCAAACUCAAGCCCCAUCCCGAAAGCGUGGGAUCUGAUGGGCUGAAGGGCGUGCUGCAAGGCAUGCUGGAUCUGAAGAACGACAAGGUCAGUGGGAAGAAGCUGGUCUAUCGCCCCGAGGAGACUCCCGACACCGAGGCUAGCCAGAGCUACGAGUAA